ACCUACACUUGCUGCAAAGAUACGGCGAGGGCUGUCUGUCUGCCAUCCUCUCCGUGCCUGCUGAAGCUACCUAGCAAACUGGCCGCCAUUGCAGCCUGUCCCAGCUUUGGCGCCGUUUGCUUUUAGCCAGGGCAGCAGCAGGAGAGAGAUUCUCCGUGCCUGGCGAAUGGUCAGUGCAGCGUGACUGACCACCGGAGAGAAAAAAGGUUGAAGAGGUCCAGCUGGAGAGAUAAAGAGAGGAGGGGGUUGAAGAGAUAAACUACCUGUGGGGCAGUGCGUAUCCACACACACAAAAAAAAAACCUGGUGUGGUGCGGUGAGUGGUGUGCUGGUGCCGGUGCUCAUUUCGGUGUACCCACCACCGUCGCGGCUGGUUCGGUUUCUGCUGCUGCUGCUGUUGCUGCUGCUGCUGCUGCUGCUCCCUGUGCGCCGAAGCCUGCCGCUGCCUCGCUGUGAAGCAAGACAUUUUCGAUUGGAUGUACACGCGAAUUGAGAAGCAGUACCGAGCAGGCGCCGUCCGUGGCCUCUCGUCGCUUCACACAGCCAGCUCGAGAAGUCAGUUUUUAUGCUGAGUAUAGCCCAGACAUCUUAGCCUAGGAAUAUACGAGGAAGGCCCUACCGGCACCACAACGGUUCUGCUUACUUGCAGAGGGAUAUACUACCUUCGUGUGGCCAGUUUUUCUCACCCUUCCUGUGCAGGUCUGGGAGUAGAGAAAGCAACAACGGGGGCCGUGCCGAGCUAGACAUCCUUUCUGCAAGCUUGGCCGGCAAACCAGCGCAAAGAUGGGUUGUACUAUGAGCGCGGACGAACGGGCGGCACUGGAGAGGAGUAAAGCCAUCGAGAAAAAUUUGAAAGAAGAUGGCAUGCAAGCGGCCAAGGACAUCAAAUUGUUGUUGCUCGGCGCUGGCGAAUCAGGCAAAAGUACCAUUGUCAAACAGAUGAAGAUUAUUCACGAGGGUGGCUUUACUAGCGAAGAUAACAAGCAGUAUAAACCGGUUGUCUACAGCAACACGAUACAGUCGUUGGUAGCCAUCAUCCGCGCCAUGGGGACACUCAGCAUACCAUUUGGUGACAAUGAGCGGGAGUCGGAUGCUAAGAUGGUUUUAGAUGUGAUAGCCCGCAUGGAGGACACAGAGCCUUUCUCAGAGGAACUGCUAGCAGCCAUGAAGAGGCUAUGGAUGGACAGUGGUGUGCAAGAGUGUUUUGGACGGUCAAAUGAGUACCAGCUGAAUGAUUCUGCAAAAUAUUUUCUAGAUGACUUAGACCGCUUAGGGGCAAAGGACUACAUGCCAACAGAGCAGGAUAUUUUGCGAACAAGAGUCAAGACAACAGGAAUAGUAGAAGUUCACUUCUCUUUUAAGAAUUUGAAUUUCAAACUUUUUGAUGUUGGAGGGCAGCGUUCAGAAAGGAAGAAGUGGAUACACUGCUUUGAGGAUGUCACUGCCAUUAUAUUUUGUGUAGCCAUGAGUGAAUAUGACCAAGUCUUACAUGAGGAUGAAACCACUAACCGCAUGCAGGAGAGCUUGAAGCUGUUUGAUUCCAUCUGUAACAACAAGUGGUUCACAGACACUUCCAUCAUCCUCUUCCUCAACAAAAAAGAUCUUUUUGAGGAAAAGAUCAAAAAGUCACCUUUAACAGUAUGCUUUCCUGAAUACACUGGCAAGCAGACAUAUGAGGAGGCAGCUGCCUACAUACAAGCUCAGUUUGAAGCCAAGAACAAAAGUUCUGCAAAGGAAAUCUACUGCCAUCAAACUUGUGCAACAGAUACUAACAACAUUCAGUUUGUGUUCGAUGCCGUUACAGAUGUGAUCAUUGCAAACAACCUACGAGGCUGUGGCCUGUACUGAACCCAAUGUGUGGGCAUAUCUACAAGCCAGUUCGAGUGAAGAGUGUUCGCUGUACGUGCUCUCAAUGUUUCUGUCGGUGACAAGUUGAAACUCAUGGGGACUUCAUCUGCAUGGAGCCAGCAAGCUGCACAAACAGAAACAACACGAAAGAUGUGCAAACAAUAACAGCAUAAAAUGACAAAAGUAUCAGCACAGACUACAAUAAACAAUGGGCUAUAUUACCAGUGAGUGCAGGCAGGCAGGCAAGCAAGAGAGUGCUUAACACUACACACAAUUAUGAACUGCUUCUCGUAAAUGGUGAAUCAUAUGUUCUUGUAUUACGGUGUUUACUUUUGAAUUUUGUUUCCCGACUAAAUGACUGACAUCAGUGACAAGUUGUCAGUCACAGCUGCUGGGGAAAGGUGUUAACAAGUACAGCCAUAUAACAUGUUUAAUGGUCAGUAGUAGCAAUCUGGCCAUAUCUUUUUUCAAACAUACUGCACUCAAAUCCCUGGCUCUGUGACUGACCAUACAAUUGCUGCAAAGUCUUCAUUCAGUGUACAUGUUAAAACAAAGAAGAAAAUGUCUUAGGAUCUCUUUUUUUGCCUCUUGGUUAUUGCUGGCAUGCCAUUACCUUAUGGUGAUUUUAGUUAUUUAUUUAUUUGGUUAGGUAGUAAUAUGUUAACGUAAUCUUUAUUUUGACUUCAUCCAAUGUGCAAAGUUGUGAGAGAGCAGAAACCAUGAUGUGUCUUAAUAUUGCUGGGACGAUGUGGAUCAUUUUCAUGCCAGUUAUUUCACACUCUCAUUCUGCUUUUUCAUCUGGUCAGCUGUCAGCUCUAGUGCUUAUCUCCAUCUCACUCUUGUAUCUGUGGUGGUUUACUGGUGUGCUGUGCACAACCUGCACCACUUGUAAUUGCUUUAUCUUGGGAAGGCAGAAAUUUAAAUUGGAAAGCACAAAGUCUUUAUCAGAAAACACAAAGUCUGAGGAAAACUGAAGGGAAUACACUCGCACAAUUGACAUUAUUUUGUAUUUAAUUUCAGUAUGAGAAAUUAACGAUCUGAGGUUAAAUUUUUUAGGAAAACAUUUUAGGUUUUUGCUUAUUACUGUUUUGGUAGAUGUCUGUGACAUCUCUGGUAGGGUUAGCAUGGUUUGAAAAGUUAUAUUACACUACAAGGAAAAUAAUUUGCAUUUACUACAGCUAUAAGAUUGACAUAAAGGGAUGUUGCAACUCUGCUGGUGAUUGAGACUUAAAAUGCAUAGAAAUAAAAGCCUUUAGGUAUUUUUUGCUAAUCAACCAUGCAUUCUAAAAAGUGCAAUUUCACAAACUGUCUUGGCAUCUCAUGUAUCAAGCAGUCAUUGUAAAUAAUGAAAGAAAAUCUGAAAAGGCUAGCACAAGGAUUCAAGGAUACAAAGUUUGGGCUGCAUUCAAUGACUUGUUAAACUGUAAAGAGAAGUUGGUAAGUUAUGGAAGGAUUCAAAGUUUUGGAAACAUGUCAUCUGGAAAAAUGCAUUUAACAUUUUUGCUUAAGUCUAAAUGAGCAACUUGUUAUAGACAAUAGAAAAUCAUAGAAAAGAAGUUUUGCAUAAAAAGGUGGGGCAAGUUGUGAUGUAUGCGAGUUAAUUUGAAAGAGUAUUUCUAGUGGAGAACAAAACAAGGUGGGGCUAAAUAGUUCAAUAUGAAUGUCGUAGUACUGUAAAUGCAGUAAUUUAACAUUUUCAAAAUCUGCAAUGCGUUUACUUUGCUUGGAGACUUUGGGGCUAGUGCCGGUUAUCAUUGUCAUUUUAGUUUGUUGUCAGCAGCAUUGCAGAUUAAGUAGCUAGUAAUAUAGUGCUUCACUAGGUGCUAGCUGAUACAACUUUCCAUACAUCAUAAUUCAUUUGCUCAAAUUUCCAUUACCAUAAGUUAACAUUCACUGUUUGUGGACUGUAAGUGAUGGAAGGUGACAAGCAACAAGAAACUAAGCAGCUUUAGAAAAGGAUUUAAUGUAUUUUAAAAAUUUAAUCAAGGGCUGUCAGGUUACCUUGGUAACAUGUUUGUUUGGAUUUUUAUUAGUGGAGUUUGAACGUUUCAUGGUAGAAUCAGUAUUUUAGUGAUAGUGGUUUUGGUGGGGUCUGAUUAGUGCCAAUAUCUUUCAAUUCCACAAAGUCUUUGCAAAAGAUUUUGAUGGUUUACAGAGAGGAUUUUGCAGGUGCAACACUAUUGUUAAUAAAGAAAACUGGUUGAAUCAUAGUUCAGAGAUGCACAAAUGAGUUGCCACACAAGCAGCUCACAAAGAAUUUGUGUGAAUAAUAAAAACGACAUGAUUGUUCAAACGUUUGUUACAGUUGAGAGCCAGUUUUUCACCUAGAGGCCUGUUUUCAUUAGUCAUAUUGUUUUCUUUAUUUCAGGAUUAUUUUCCUGUAUGUUUUUGUUGCAUCAUAGUCUUAACUUCUAGAGCAUGAAUGAUAUGUAAGCUAGAUUGUUUUCACAGACCCCUAAUUCCCAAAUCAGUGUCUUCGUCACAGUUUGCUUCAGGAUCUGCCAGCAAGUGAAUAUAAGGAGAGAGAUUUCAUUUUUCACACCUUAUUUGUUGCAUGUUUCUUGAUAUUUUUCUUGACACACACGAUGCAGAUAUUAUAAUGAUGAUCAAGAACAUGAUGGUUGCCAUGGUUUGGUUUUUACUUUCUCCUUACAAUCUGCUAUUGUGGUGUGCAGUGUAUUCAGCACUAUCACAAGUUUUAUAAAUGUCAUUUUCUCCCCUGUUGUUCAUGAUUGAAACUGUUGACUGCAAGGCACAUACUUGAGUCCCUUUUGCUGGGAAUCAUCCAAAAUUUUUCAUGAGCUAUUCAGUGUUAGAAGCAGCUGCCCAUGCAUUUGGCAUCAGUCACUUCAGCUGUCAUCAUAACCAUUACUUCAUACACUUUGAGGGACUACUGGAUUCAUUUAAUAGAGAAUGCAUGAAGCAUCUGAAAUGAAAACACAAAAAAAUCCCAAGCUUCAUAUGAUGCUGAAGUGUGGCAGGAUAAGGCUGGUUAUGAAGCUGCACUCUUGUUUAUUCAUGUGCUACUUUUUAUAGAGGAGGACACUUUAUGAACUUUUUCAUUGUAUAUUCAAGUAACUUUGUGUGGAAUUUUGCUGGGGUAUGAUAAUGAGCAAUCCUGCGCUUUCUGCUUUAGCUUUGUCACAACCAGCCCAUUUGCAAAUUAUGCUUCUCAUAGGGGAGAAAGAUCUGUAAGUGGGUGCAUGUGUGCGAGUGUGUAUUUUGUCCAUGUUUGUGUGGAAAGGAAGAGCUUUCUGCACUGAACUGAAAGGAAAUGCUUUUCAUUAUUAUAAUAUUUCAGUAGAAUUGAAUAUGACAAUGUUGAGCAGUUAUUUUUUAAAAUGAACCUAUAUCUUUCUUUCUUUUCUUUUCUUUUUUUUUUUUGAGGCUGAGUGGGGCGGAAGGAGAUAGGUAUUGAAUCUAGUGUCUUCAUACAUGAAUGUCAGACCUCAUACAUAAGGCCUGCAUUACUGCUUUUCAGACCAUGAGGCAAACAUACAUUUCCCCUCCACCCUUUUUUUUCGGUCAGUCAUGACAUGAACACUUAAUGGCUCUUAUGUAUCUGAGUGCAUGCAUUUGUAUUCAGCUAUCUGAUUGCUGUCAGCACAAUGAGAUUCACGUGACCAUCUUUUUGAAGUGUUUGUUGAUGGAGAACCAUUGUCCUCAGUGGAUUCUGUAACUGUGUAUUUGUGAUCACUACGUACUGUGUUUUCAUUAUUGCAUUGAGAUUGUGUCAUAGGGGUUGGGAACCAUAACAUGGGAGAAAUGUAACUGGCUGACAACUGAAGGGGGUGGAUUGUCCAAAAGAGGCAUUUGUGUUAUUUUGUGCAUUAAAAUGGGUAGAAGUAACUGAAAGACAUCUGUCUGGGAUGUGUGUCAAAAAGAACUCACCAGUGUAUAGUUCUCCAUAUCAUAUUUAUCAAACCAAGCCAUCUUGAGGAUGUAAGAGCAGAUAAAAGGAAAAUACUUGCAUUGACAGACAUUGUUAUUAUGGUCAGACAGCCUUGCUGUCACAUUAAUUUAUUAAAAUAUGUCAGACUAAGUGGAUUUUAAGUGAAAAAACAAAAAGUCUGCCUUCACCUUCACUGCCUUGUUGGGACAAAGAUCAGUUCAGGAAGUGCUACAAAACUGUGACAUGCUAUCUUGCAGUCCCAGUCUCCAACUCUGUUGCAACUUAAUUUACUAAAACAGAUAUUUACUAUUCCUGAAGAAGAAGCUUAUAUAAGUCUCUUGAGAACCUUACCCCAGGAAUUUACAAAAAAUAAAUCAAUCAUUUUAUUUUCUAUGGUGAAGAAAUUUGUAGUUGUGAACUUUUAAUUGACACGAUCAAGAUAUUCUACAAAGUUUGCUCAUGGCUUAAGUUUCAAUAAGUACAAAGCACAAGCUAGAAAUCUCUUUGUUAUGGUGUAGAACAGGGGAUCACCCACCUUUUUGAAAAUGAGAGCUACUUCAAGGGUACUGAGUAGUAUGAACUACUUGUUCGAUACAACCUUACUUGAGUAACUUACUGAUAACAUGCCCUGCAGGUGACCAGGCGCCCAUGGGCACCAUGUUGGCUAUCCCUGCUGUAGAAUGUAGGUAUUGUGAUCUGAUCAUAUGAAAAAGAAACAAAUUUUUUUUACUCGCAUUAGUCAUUUACUCAUAUUUGGAAAUUUAUUUUACACUCUAAACAUGACAUUUGUGAAACCAAACAAGGCAGACAGACACUGAGACAGAUGUUUGUGCAGUUAAAAUGCAGAAAACUGAAUAAUUCAGAGGAAUUUAGGUUAUGUCUCAUGCUUUUAUUUUUGAGAACCACUAAGUUGGCUAGGCUCAGAAUGGAUUACUUUCUGGGAAGGGGGUUACUGGGAUUGGGCUGUGUUACAAGAAACUGUACUGUACUUUAUAAGUGUAUAUUGCAAUGCCAGUGGUCAUAUGACCAUCUCUUUGACCAUGUUUUGCUUUGUAAGCAGUGGUAUACAUGUAUUUUAUGCUGUGUGGAAGAGACUGACGUUUUCUCUACUCAUCGGUUCUAAUUCAUUUAUUCAAAUGUACAAAAGCAAAACAAAACAAAAAAAGACAAAAAAAUCUCCCCCUCCCAAGAGUUGUUUGCAUGAGUGUAUCAUUUUGACUUUGAAAGAUGGUUGUUUAUGGUCCAUUUUGUAUGUGUUCAGCCAACGACUUUGAUGUUAGUCUGCCCUCAGAGUUACACAGUUAGCUUUCAAUGCUCGAAAGAUGUGAGAUGUGAAAACCUUUAAGUAGGCAUCUAUGUGAGCCAGAGCUGUAGUAUGGUCUUCUGACCACUAUGCCGCUGUGGUUCAGAGGCCCUUAACAAGGUACUCUAUUGCUUUUAAACCUGUUAACAUCCAAAUCCCUUCUGCAUACUUUUUUUUUUUAAAGUACAGUCUAAAUAUGUUAGUAGAGUUUGAUUUGCCAGGUGUAUAUUGGUACAGUACUGCAUGAGAGUGCUUCUGAUUACCUAGCUUACCAGUUCUGAUUCAGAUCGGAUACUGUUAUGUACUGUACUAUACUGUGGCUGCACUCUGUGGCAAUCAUAUUCACUUUUAUUUUACUGUAAAAGUGUUUCUAAUGCAAGUGGACUAUGAUUAUUAUGUACUAAUAUAGAUUUGCGGGGUCGAAUGUCAUACUAUGUUGCAAUGGACAAAGUUGCAAGAAUGACUGGUCUCUUGGUUGUCUUUCCAACUCUUUUCCCUCUCAUUCUGUCUUGCUCUCUCUCUCUUGCUCGUUCACUUCCACAUUCUGUCUUUCUUUCUUUCCCUCUUUCACUGUGCACUGUAGAAUACCAUUGCUUGUGUUGUUACACUCUGCUGAUGUGAGACAGUACCCAUGCAAACAUGGGAUUCAAAGGAAAGUUGCAUGUGAUUUUCAGCUCAUCUGCAAGUAGACAUCUUGAUAUGAAGGGAGAGUGUCUGCAAAUGAAUCUAGAAUUUUGACAAAUAUCAGAUCCACUUGCAGACUUUCCCAGCCAGCUUUGCUGAGUGUGCUGAUCUCUCAUCUAGUCCAUUGUAGAAAACAAUUGCAAACAACGUCAGUGUGUUAAUGUCUCUCUCCAUCUCUUACUCUCCUCUUGGUCUCUGUUUCUUUGAUCAACCUAAAAUAAAACAUUUAGAAUUUU
This is a messenger RNA of Pomacea canaliculata, 7962 nucleotides long. RefSeq names its product guanine nucleotide-binding protein G(o) subunit alpha. Gene Ontology annotation, cellular component: heterotrimeric G-protein complex. Lineage: Eukaryota; Metazoa; Mollusca; Gastropoda; Architaenioglossa; Ampullariidae. Gene Ontology annotation, biological process: adenylate cyclase-modulating G protein-coupled receptor signaling pathway. Gene Ontology annotation, molecular function: GTPase activity; G protein-coupled receptor binding; G-protein beta/gamma-subunit complex binding. The coding region runs from base 783 to 1847 and encodes 354 amino acids. The record is from RefSeq and is a predicted model, not a curated record. The transcript is spliced from 8 exons.